AUGACAAAUCUUGGAUCCGUUCCCAUAGAAAAAAAAUGGGGGUUGGGUGACCGCGGCGGGUUGGGGAUAAUACUUGCAGAGUUGCAGACAAACAAGAAAAGAAAGUUGGGGAGGGAUAAUACUAGCACGUUCGUUAUUAGAAACAGGGAAGCAUUGGCAAAGAUUUGGGAUGCACCUGCCCCACAUAAAGCAAAAGUUUGUGCAUGGAGGAUUUUGAGAAGUCGGCUUCCAACUUGUGACAACCUUUGGAAGAGGAAAGUGAAGCUGAAUGAGGAAGAGAUGAUGUGCAAUGCCUGCUUUCAUUCUCCCGAAUCAAUCGACCAUGUUUUUCUUGCCUGCCCGAAAACGGGGUUGGUGUGGGAUGAAGUGCAAAAAUGGUUGGGGAGCAGUUCAGUGCGGCCCCGCCAUAUCUCCUCUCAUUUCGAAAUGUUCACUAAACUGGGCAGGGGGAAGAAUUGCGACAAGUUUCUUGAGGCGAUGUGGAUGUGUAUUACUUGGGUUUUGUGGAAGCAAAGGAACGCAAGUCGCUUCGAUGGGAAGGCGUGGAAUAUCAAAGGUACGCUCAUGGAGAUUAAAGCUAGAUCAUGGAGUUGGUUUAAGGAGUUCAAGACUUUGGAAAAAGAUUUUGAUUUCUGUAAUUGGUGUUCCUUUGAUUUGUUACCAAAGCUGCUGUAA
Salvia miltiorrhiza (redroot sage) is the source of this 675-nucleotide messenger RNA. RefSeq lists its product as uncharacterized. Lineage: Eukaryota; Viridiplantae; Streptophyta; Magnoliopsida; Lamiales; Lamiaceae. The transcript has a single exon. The record is from RefSeq and is a predicted model, not a curated record. Bases 1 to 675 code for a protein of 224 amino acids.